UGAGUAUGCGCGAGAUAUUUUAUGCGUGUAUGUAUGAACCGCAAUCUUACCGCGAUAUUAUGUCACUUGUUUGCUGUGAAUUUAUUAUCCGAUACUUAAUAUCUACAUAUGUAUAUCCGUAUAUGCAGAUCACUGCAUCUAAAUCCGUUCUAAAAUCAGUAUUUCUGGAUUUUCACUGUUAAAAUUCAUCCUUAAAUUUUGAUUUUAUUAUUAUUAUUACAUUAUACUGGAUUUCGUGAAUAUAAUAAUGAAAAUUCAGCCUAGAAGAGGAUCCAGGAAUCGCGGUUUCUGAUUCGAAAAUAGUCGGAGGAUUCUUUAAUUUCAUCACCGAGGAAAUCGCCUCGGUGACUAUGUGGUUUCAUCGUUAGAUGGCCCAACAGAUUCAGUUAUGACAUGUUUAAUAACAAACGAGUUUGUAUAAAACUGUAAAGUGGAAUCGGUUUGAAUUCCAAAUGGAAAUCGAAUACAAGCUCCUAAGAGAGCUUGAUUGCAAACAAGGAGCUGUCAGGGCAGUACGAUUCAGCGUUGACGGUGCUUAUUGUUUAACUUGCGGCUCCGAUAGAAAAUUAAAAUUAUGGAAUCCUCACAGAGGUGUAACUCUGAAAACAUACGGGGGACACGGGGACGAAGUUAUGGAUGCUUGUGCAUCCUGUGAUAGUAGUCAAAUAAUAUCUUGUGGGUUAGACAAAUCUGUCAUCCUCUGGGAUGUAGCCACUGGGACCCCAGUUCGUCGUUUAAGGGGUCAUGCUGGUCCUGUAAAUGCUGUGAGAUUCAACGAAGAAUCUUCUAUGGUUGUCUCCGGGUCCAGAGAUAAUUCGGUGAUGUUAUGGGAUGUUCGUUCCAAAGCAGUAGAGCCAGCACAGUGUUUAGGGGAAGCUAAAGAUUCGAUUUCUAGUGUUAGAGUGACGGAUCACGAGAUUUUAACAGCUUCGUUUGAUGGAAAAAUACGUAGGUACGAUAUUCGCGUGGGUCAGAUGUAUGCAGAUUUCAUGGGAGAUGCAGUGACGUGUGCUAGUUUUACAAAGGAUGGUCAAUGCGUAGUAGUUAGUUGUGCGGACGGUGUGAUUAGAUUAAUGGAUAAAGACUCUGGAGAAUUGCUAGGAGAGUUUACAGGUCAUGUAGCGAACAAUUUAUGUUUGGAAUCGAGCGUCGACAACCAGGACACUCGCAUUCUUUCUGGUUCCGCGGAUGGAAAGCUGUGGAUAUGGGAUCUAGUCUCGCAGAAAGUAGUUGCCAAACUCUCAGGAUUUAAGCCUACGAAACACCCCGUAGUAUCGUUGAGCGUCCAUCCGCAAACAAAUUGUUUCUUAGCUACUAAUGGCCCAAGCGUAUUAAUGUGGAGUACCUUAACAACGAAAGAAUAACAUACACUAUUACUCGCUUGUUCUCUUUCAUUUGUAUCGUAAUGCACAUGCAAUUUUUCACACAACAAACGAUACAUUAUUUGUAUAUUACGAAAAUAGAUAAGACAUAGAUUAGGUCAAGUGGAACCUCCUUGUUAAUCACAAUGUACAAAAUAUAAAUAAAUUUUCGUACGAGCAUGCAA
Messenger RNA from Ceratina calcarata, 1546 nucleotides. RefSeq names its product WD repeat domain-containing protein 83. Lineage: Eukaryota; Metazoa; Arthropoda; Insecta; Hymenoptera; Apidae. Gene Ontology annotation, molecular function: protein binding. The record is from RefSeq and is a predicted model, not a curated record. Gene Ontology annotation, cellular component: catalytic step 2 spliceosome. Gene Ontology annotation, biological process: mRNA splicing, via spliceosome. The transcript has 4 exons. Bases 453 to 1364 code for a protein of 303 amino acids.